AUGGCUCAAUCCAUGGUUGCUUGUAGAUAUACGCCUCCCUCAUUCAGCACCUUUCCGAUCUUGAAAUUACCACCUAUACAACCACCAUUAGCAUUCAGAAGUUCUACCAAGAUGAUGCCUUUGAAAAGCGGUGCCACUAUCACCUCCCUUGACGACAGUAACGAUAAGAACAAUACAAAAACAAGGAAGUUGCCGAUACUGCUAUUCGAUGUCAUGGACACCAUCGUCCGAGACCCUUUUUAUCACGAUAUCCCCGCCUUCUUCGGUAUGUCUAUGAAGGAACUUCUAGAAUGCAAGCAUCCUACUGCCUGGAUAGAGUUUGAAAAGGGUCUUAUUAAUGAGAUGGAGCUAGCUAGAAAAUUUUUCAAAGAUGGAAGGUCAUUUGAUUUGGAGGGCCUCAAAAGCUGUAUGAGAAAAGGAUAUUAUUAUAUUGAAGGAGUUGAAGAAUUACUUCAAGCUUUAAAGAAAAAUGGAUACGAAAUGCAUGCUUUCACUAAUUACCCCAUCUGGUAUAAAAUAAUUGAGGACAAGCUAAAACUAUCAUCUUACUUGUCCUGGACAUUCUGUUCAUGUAUAAUGGGAAAGAGAAAGCCUGAUCUUGAUAUUUACUUGGAUGUUUUGAAGCACCUGAAGGUUGAGCCGGCAAAUUGUGUUUUUGUUGAUGACAGGAUGAGAAAUGUAGAGGCAGCUAUUGAUGCUGGCUUCAUCGGUCUUCAAUUCAAGAACGACAUAAAUGGUCCGAUGGAAUGGGAAGUCGCAAGAGCAAAUAUUGGACAGCAAUUUGCCAAUUCACAGCCAACUAAUGGUGGAAAUGAACAACGUGUAGUGCGGCGCUUUCUUUCCCAACCUACUGAUGGUGCUAGACAAACAGGGUUUGGUGGUUCGACGUCCUUCGUGCCAAAACCAAGAACCAAUUUCAAUAGGAAGGCAUCUGUACCUCAGCGAAGGCCAAGAGCUAGUGGAAGUUUGAACUCAACUCUUAGCGAAGCAUGGAAGAACUUGAUGACGAAUGACGCGGGUUGA
Fraxinus pennsylvanica is the source of this 1023-nucleotide messenger RNA. Lineage: Eukaryota; Viridiplantae; Streptophyta; Magnoliopsida; Lamiales; Oleaceae. The record is from the annotation of a GenBank genome assembly.